GGACAGCAGAUGUACAGCAGCCCCACACUAGCACCUGUCCGAGCACAACCCUCUGCCUCCAGCUGUGCAUUCCUCGUGACGCAGACAACGAUCCGCCUCCCAAAACAAACAGAAAGAAUCCGGUCUCGCUGACGCCCCGCCCACGUGCUUUCUUCUUCAAUCAGUGAGCAAGUUUUCAGUGGCGUCACCUCUACGCCCUUUAAUCUUGCUUUCCCCGGUAAAUGAUUGGCUGCAGGCUUUUCAGGUUGUGACGUUCUCGUGGACGCGCGCUGAAGGGGUUGUAACGCUGCGCGUUCCCGGCCGGAGCCCCAAUAGGAAUAAACUGGGUCUAUCUGGUGUAUGUGCGGGAACACCAUGUCUGCACCACUGCCUGCUAUCGUGCCCGCCGCCAGGAAAGCCACGGCCGCGGUUAUAUUCCUACAUGGACUUGGAGAUACAGGGCAUGGCUGGGCUGAAGCAAUGGCAAGUAUCAAGAGUCCACAUGUGAAGUACAUCUGUCCACAUGCACCCAUAAUGCCAGUUUCAUUGAACAUGAAUAUGGCUAUGCCUUCCUGGUUUGAUAUUAUUGGUUUGUCUCCGGAUGCUCAAGAGGAUGAGGUCGGCAUCAAGCAAGCUGCAGAAAAUGUGAAGGCAUUAAUAGACCAAGAAGUAAAGAAUGGAAUUCCUUCCAACAGAAUCAUCUUGGGAGGCUUUUCUCAGGGCGGAGCCUUAUCAUUGUACACUGCCCUGACUACACAACAGAAAUUAGCGGGUGUCGUGGCAUUAAGCUGUUGGCUUCCACUGAGAUCUUCCUUUCCUCCGGCUGCUGCUAAUAGUGCCAACAAAGAUGUAGCUGUUCUUCAAUGUCAUGGAGAAAGUGAUCCCCUGGUUCCGCUAAUGUUCGGCACUUUAACCUCUGAGAAAUUAAAGACUAUAAUAAGCCCAGCAAAUGUCAAUUUCAAGACAUAUUCAGGACUAAUGCAUAGCUCAUGUAACCAGGAGAUGACAGACAUGAAGCAGUUUAUUGACAAACAAUUACCUCUGGUUAAUUGACAUCUUGAAUCGUCGUAGAACCUGAUACCAGCAACGGUUACUAAUAUAAAAGGAACCUUGUCGAUAACUGAAAAUAAAAACUUUGUACAAAGAAACUGCAGACCCCAUUGGAUAGAGGAUUCAUAGUUGCAGAAUAUACUGCAGAAUAAAAAUUACAAAUCUAGCAAACUGUUUGCUGUAAGCUUCCUAAAAAAAGUAAGGGCUAAUUAACCUUACUUUAAGAGCCUUGAGCCAAAAUCACCCAGUGUAGCACUGAGGGAUAUUACAACUUGUUAAAAAAAAAAAUUUUGGUUGGUCACGCUAACUUCUUUCUAUUGUUUGCUGUGUGUAGAUUAUUAAAGGGCAAUUGGCAGCCCUCCAGGUAUUGAUAUCUGGAGGGCCCCUAGUUUCCCAACUAGAGUUCACAAUAGACAUGCCAAAAUGCUACGGGAAUAUGAUUUGUGUGAAUAUAAGAAUGUCUGGAACGGUCAGUCUCCAAACAGCAAUGUUAAAUGUUUAAAUCUAUAAAGGGGAAGUAUUUUUAAAGUACCAUGUAUGAAAGCUUUGAAAUUCCUUUUCACAAAGCAAUAAAACAGGAAAGAAAAAAAACACUUGCUAUUAACUGAAACUAAAUGAGGAUGUACACAACUACCAAAACAAAAGUAUUGAGGUACUAUAAAAAAUACAAAUGCAGUACAACCUUUGCUUUGUCCUCCUGCCCAGAUCUGUUAAAGGAGAAUUCAACCGUUAACCAGCCUAGCUGCCCUCCUUAGAGAAAUGCCUCUAACUUUUUACUUAUUGGUGCAGAUUCAGGGAUUGCAGUUCAAGGCAGCCAUCUUCCGGGUCUUUGUGUCUUCUUCCGGCGUUUGGCGAUUUCCGUCCAUUUCGGCUCAUGCACAGUUGUCGCAAACUGGGAAAUUGCAGCAACUGCACAUGCGCCGGUCUCGGUCACAGAAUACCGAAGACCCGGAAGAUGACUGCAGUGAACUGCGAUCCCUGAAUCUGCACCGAGGGGUAAGUAAGAAGUUAGGGGCAUUCCCCCGGGGGGGGGGGAGGUCUUUUCGGGGCAGGCCAUGAAUCUAUAGUACCUAAGGCACCAUUAAACACAAGACGAUGAGGCUUUGUUGAAUGAGAAGUACAGCAUGGCAAAACAUAAUGCAAGGAAUUGUGAUUGCAAGAAAGCAUUUACAUACUCAAUUGAAAUAAAUUGUGUGACCAGUCUAA
This is a messenger RNA of Xenopus laevis (African clawed frog), 2235 nucleotides long. RefSeq names its product lysophospholipase 1 S homeolog (gene lypla1.S). The record is from RefSeq and is a predicted model, not a curated record. The transcript is spliced from 9 exons. Bases 340 to 1032 code for a protein of 230 amino acids. Lineage: Eukaryota; Metazoa; Chordata; Amphibia; Anura; Pipidae. Gene Ontology annotation, cellular component: plasma membrane; endoplasmic reticulum; cytoplasm. Gene Ontology annotation, molecular function: carboxylic ester hydrolase activity; hydrolase activity, acting on ester bonds; palmitoyl-(protein) hydrolase activity.